AUGGAACUCUUAUGUUCAAUUUGCGGGCAAGACUUAGACAUCUGUAUAAGAUGGCCUCGCUUGAUUCCAAAUACAGGAGAUACUAUUUGUUAAUUGUGUGUAUAAUAAAUUGUUGACUAGACUAUUGAGGCUGAUAAGAUUAUACAUUUAUAAAAUGAUUUGACUUAAGUAGUGUUUCUAUUUUAAAAUUAGUUAUAACAAAUCAAAUAAAAUUAAUUGAAACUGGAUGACUUUCCUCUCAAUCAGAGCCUAUUGAGAAUCCUUUAAUUAUAAAAAUCAAAGAAUCUUCGUCCAAUAAAUUUAGAAUCGAAAAUGAAUAAUCAAACUUUUGAAGAAUGGCCAUCAGAUGAAACAAGUAUUGAUAGUAAUUUUUUGGAUGAAUUGGCAACUUCUGUAAAAAAACCUUAAAAAUUAAAUUUAAAACGAUUUAGAGAUCAAGAUGAUAGUUUUGGUUCUCUUAAUUAUUCUUAUAAUUCAGGAAAAUUGUGUUAAACUCAUCGUAGACAACUUGAAGUUGUUUGUCUUCAAUGUUAAACUAUGAUUUGUACAAAUUGUGCUUUAUUUGGAAGUCAUAAAGGACAUUAUAUAUAUAGUGAAGAGGAUAUUAUUUCACUUUUAGAGAUGAAAGCAUAGGAACUUACAGAAAUGGUUGAGAGAAUUCAUAAAGAAUCAUAGUCUAUUUCUAGAACAAAACAUGAAUAGGAUUUCUAAAUGUAAGUUUCAGAAAUGUAAAGAAUUGCUGUUGAUAAAUUAAAGAAGGAAUUUUUAGAAUUGAGAGAUAAAAUUGAUUAAAAAGAAAAAAUUGUAAGUGUAUACUUUUUCUAAUUUUAGUUAGUAUCUUAAAUAAUGAUUGCUACAUCGAAUAAUAUCAAUAAGUUUAGUGAUUGGUGGAACAAUACUAUUCAUAUAGAGAAGGAAUGUCAAUCUUGGAUUAAAUUAGCAUAAAGUGCUUUUGAAUAAUUUACAGAACAAGUUAAAUAUUGGGAAUUACUUAAUCUUACUGAUAGUUUGAGAACCAAUGGACUUUAACUCUAAUAGUAAGAGUAUUUAUUAAUUAAAUAAGAGAAAUAAAGAAAAAUUAAUCAUAGAUUAUAGCCAAAAGAGAUCAACUAAUUGGUUUAGAAAUUAAUGUAAAAUUUAAUUGGAAUGCAUUAAAAUUUGAAGAUUUUUGUAAAAUAAUUGAAGGUCCUGAAUUAAUGAUUUCCAAUAAUAAUCAUAAUAAUAAUAACUAAUCUCAAUAAUCACCUUAUUUAUUGGGUUCUUUUUCAAUACAAUAAUCUAUAGAAGAAACUGAUUUAUUAAAUGAUGUUAGUGCCACAUUUGCAAAUGAAGCAGAACCUGUUAAUUAAAUUAAGAGAGUUUUUAGAAGUGCCACUCCUACAAAUUAAAUGAAUACUGAAAAUUGUGAUCCAGCUUUAUCACCAAUUGUAAAGUAGUAAUUUAAAAUAGUAGGAAAGUAAUAGAGCUUCAAUUUGCAGAAAGAAAUCUUAAGUUCCAAUGAAAUUAUAAUUGUAUAUGGAUGAAUUAAGAAAAGGUAAAACAGAUGUGGCAGAAUUCAAUAAUUUAGAAAAAGAUAUGUUGGUAGUUUUAGGAAAUGAAAUAAAGCAUUGGAAGGUUAAAAGUGUAAAAAUUAUGAAAUCUAAAUUAUUGGAUGAUCAACUCUUGUAAUUAUUUAAGGGUAUAUAAUUAAUUUAUUGAUAUAAUUUAGCUUUGUCAUAAAAUGAUAAUAUUUAGAGUGUGAAUUUAUCAUAAAACUCAUUAACUGAUAAAAGUAUUGACACAUUAUUCUAGUUAUAUUAAAAUGGAUUGAUUGGUAUUCAUCUUAAGAAUAUAAUUGUUUCAUAAAAUAAGAUAAAUGCUAGAAAUGUAAAAUAGAAGAUUACUGAUUUUAAGAAAUUGGGUUUGAUUAUAACAUUAUGA
Messenger RNA from Paramecium pentaurelia, 1920 nucleotides. The record is from the annotation of a GenBank genome assembly. NCBI's taxonomy places the organism in Eukaryota, Ciliophora, Oligohymenophorea, Peniculida, Parameciidae.